GCGCGCGUGCGCACUGCACCCCCUCCCGCAGGGCCUGCUGGGCUGGCGGCGGGUGUACGGCGUGUGUCGAGCGGGAGCCGAGCUGCGGACAGAAAAUGUGGAGACCUGCACAGCUCUGCCACUUCCACUCGGCCCUGCUGCAGGGCAGGCCCAAGCCCUGGCCGUCCCCUGCCACCUUCUUCAGGAGGAACCUUGCAGCCCUGCCAGCAAGGCCCCUGAGGCCCCAGCCGCUGUGGAGGAAGGUGCUGUCAGCCGCGGCCCUGGGGGCGCCCCUGCUGCUCGGGGCGCGGUACCUGACAGCGGGAGCCCAGGAGAGGAGGCGGAUGCGGCUGGUGGUGGACGGCGUCGGGCGCUUCAGCAGGUCUCUGCGGGUCGGCCUGCAGAUCUCGCUGGACUACUGGUGGUGCACGAACGUCAUCCUGCAUGGGGUGGAGGAGAACAGCCCGAGGUACUUGGAAGUGAUGUCUGCGUGUCAUCAGCGGGCAGCUGACGCCCUGGUGGCGGGGGCCAUCAGCAACGGGGGCCUGUACGUGAAGCUGGGCCAGGGGCUCUGCUCCUUCAACCACCUGCUGCCCCCCGAGUACAUCAGGACGCUGCGGGUGCUGGAGGACAGGGCCCUCACGCGGGGCUUCCGGGAGGUGGACCAGCUGUUCCUCGAAGACUUCCAGGCCCCGCCCCAUGAGCUUUUCCAGGAGUUUGACUACCAGCCCAUUGCCGCAGCGAGCCUGGCCCAGGUGCACCGUGCCAGGCUGCACGAUGGUACUGCGGUGGCCGUGAAGGUGCAGUACAUCGAUCUGCGGGACCGCUUUGACGGCGACAUCCACACCCUGGAGCUCCUGCUGCACCUCGUGGAGCUCAUGCACCCCAGCUUCGGCUUCAGCUGGGUCCUCCAGGACCUCAAGGGGACCCUGGCCCAGGAGCUGGACUUUGAGAACGAGGGCCGUAACGCUGAGCGCUGUGCACGGGAGCUGCAACACUUUCGCCAUGUGGUGGUGCCCCGCGUGCACUGGGGCACGUCCAGUAAGCGCGUGCUGACGGCAGAGUUCUAUGAGGGCUGCAAGGUCAAUGACGUGGAGGCCAUCAAGAGCAUGGGGCUGGCGGUGCAGGACAUUGCAGAGAAGCUGAUCAAGGCUUUUGCCGAACAGAUCUUUUACACGGGUUUCAUCCACUCUGACCCCCACCCUGGCAAUGUUCUAGUGCGGAAAGGCCCAGACGGGAAGGCUCAGCUGGUGCUGCUGGACCAUGGGCUCUACCAGUUCCUGGACGAGAAGGACCGGCUCGCCCUGUGCCAGCUGUGGCGGGCCAUCAUCCUGAGGGACGAGGCGGCCAUGAAGGUGCACGCAGCCAAGCUGGGAGUGCAAGACUACCUCCUGUUCUCCGAGGUGCUCAUGCAGCGGCCCGUGCGCCUGGGGCAGCUGUGGCGCUCGCGCCUGCUGAGCCGUGAGGAGGCGGCCUACAUGCAGGACAUGGCCCGUGAGCACUUCGAGGAGGUCAUGGCCGUGCUCAAGGCCCUGCCGCGCUCCAUGCUGCUUGUGCUGCGCAACGUCAACACCGUGCGUGCCAUCAACAACGCCCUGGGUGCCCCGGUGGACCGCUACUUCCUCAUGGCCAAGAGUGCAGUCCGGGGCUGGAGCCGCCUGGCGGGUGCCAUGUAUCAGAGCGUCUACGGCGCCAGCAUCCUGCGCCAUGUCAGGGUCGUCUGGGAGACGUUCAAGUUUGAAGUGGCCCUGAGGCUGGAGACCCUGUCGAUGCGGCUCACUGCUCUCCUGGUUCGAGUUCUGGUCUACCUGGGCAUCAUGCCUGACACCGAGGGGCUGUCAAAGUACCUGGAGACCUAGGGCAUCCCGGGCAGGACCACAGAGCUCGUCCUACCACGCACCCGGCCAGGGCCAAGUGACUGAUUUGUUGGAGUACGGGAUGCCCUGGGGCCCCGAAAUAAUCACAACGCUCUUCUGAAAA
This is a messenger RNA of Dama dama (fallow deer), 1959 nucleotides long. It is a transcript of the gene ADCK5, whose product is annotated as aarF domain containing kinase 5. The record is from RefSeq and is a predicted model, not a curated record. The coding region runs from base 96 to 1838 and encodes 580 amino acids. The transcript is spliced from 15 exons. NCBI's taxonomy places the organism in Eukaryota, Metazoa, Chordata, Mammalia, Artiodactyla, Cervidae.